Panicum hallii is the source of this 1291-nucleotide messenger RNA. RefSeq names its product glucan endo-1,3-beta-glucosidase GII-like. NCBI's taxonomy places the organism in Eukaryota, Viridiplantae, Streptophyta, Magnoliopsida, Poales, Poaceae. Bases 140 to 1147 code for a protein of 335 amino acids. The record is from RefSeq and is a predicted model, not a curated record. Gene Ontology annotation, cellular component: plasma membrane. Gene Ontology annotation, molecular function: hydrolase activity, hydrolyzing O-glycosyl compounds. The transcript is spliced from 2 exons. Gene Ontology annotation, biological process: carbohydrate metabolic process.
CCAUCCAGCAGCCAGCAGGCAGGCUGCUUGUACGGCUAUAAAUACAAUCAGGGUUGCGUUGUGAUGAGCAUCCAACUGACUGCAAGAGCGAUCUCUGGAUACUUGCAGCGGUUGCAGAGGCCGGUCGGCGUCGAAGAAGAUGGCUAAGCGAGGCGUUGCUCCCGUGCUCACAGCCGCAUUGGUCGUUGCGGCAUUCGCCGCCACCGCAACAAGUGUGCGAGCCAUCGGCGUGUGCUACGGCGUGAUGGGCAGCGGCCUCCGGUCCAAGAGCGAAGUCGUGCAGCUCUACAAGUCCAAGGGCAUCGGCAACAUGCGCUUCUACUUCGCCGACCAGGAGGUCCUCAACGCCCUGCGCGGCUCGGGCAUCGGCCUCGCCCUCGACGUCGGCAACGAACAUCUCGCCGACCUCGCCGCCAACCCCGCCUCCGCGGCGUCCUGGGUCAAGGACAACGUGCAGGCCUACUACCCGGACGUCAACAUCAGGUACAUCGUCGUCGGGAACGAGGUGGACGGCGCAGCCUCGGUCCUCCAGGCCAUGCAGAACGUCCACGACGCCCUGACGUCGGCCAACCUCGCCGACCGCAUCAAGGUGUCGACGGCGGUGAAGAUGGACGUGCUCGACGACAACUCCUCGCCGCCCUCCAACGGCGUGUUCAGGAACCCCUCCGUGAUGUCGCCCAUCGUGCGGUUCCUCGCCAGCACCGGCGCGCCGCUGCUGGCGAACGUGUACCCCUACUUCGCCUACAAGGACAGCCAGGGCAUCGACCUCAACUACGCGCUGUUCGAGCCGAGCUCCACGACGGUGAGCGACACCAACGGGCUCACCUACACGAACCUCUUCGACGCGAUGGUGGACGCCGUCCACGCGGCGCUGGACAAGGUCGGCGGCGGCAGCGUGGACGUCGUGGUGUCGGAGAGCGGGUGGCCGUCGGCCGACGGGAGGGGCGCCAGCGUGGAGAACGCGCGGACGUACAACCAGAACCUGAUCAGCCACGCCGGCAAGGGCACGCCGAGGAAGCCGGGCCCGAUGGAGGUGUACGUGUUCGCCAUGUUCAACGAGGACGGGAAGGGCGGCGACCCCACGGAGAAGAAGUUCGGGCUGUUCAAUCCGGACAAGACACCGGUCUACCCGAUUAAUUUCGCAUGAAAUUAAGUGACGCAGGAGUAGCAGCAUACAGGCCGGAUUUCUACGCAUGCUUCGAAUACUGCAUAUACAUAUACUACUGCAUGUAUGAAUAACUUUUUUUGCAACCAUAUAAAUAAAUAACGAAAUGAAUAAGUGGUUUAUUUU